Messenger RNA from Rubroshorea leprosula, 1008 nucleotides. NCBI's taxonomy places the organism in Eukaryota, Viridiplantae, Streptophyta, Magnoliopsida, Malvales, Dipterocarpaceae. The record is from the annotation of a GenBank genome assembly.
CCAUUUAAAUUUGAUCCAGAGUCUUAAGGCUAAAAUUCCAAACACAAAUAUGCCAAAAACUCCUUUGGCUUUGACAAAGAUGAUAAUUUUGCACACGGAGUAAUGAAAUGAGGCAUUUCAAUCUGUUAAUAUGGAAAAGUCUGCAAGAAGAAUGGGUUGGUAAGGAGAAAGAGAACAAAUGGGUGGGCAGCAACCAAAGCUGACAAACUGUCCCAACCAAGAAUAUGGAAAGGCAAUCACAUGGCUUGCCCUCACAAUAUAUGUCCUAGUUAGUACUAACUAUAAAAUAAAAAUCGUUCCAUGGAGUACAGCCUCCAUUUCCAAUGUGAGGAGAUUUGUCUUCACAUAUUGAUUUAAGUUCUGCUAGUACAAACUGAAUUACACAAUACGUCUUUUUUUUUAAUGAUAUUAUGAUGGUAUAAGAACUAUUUUUCUCCCAAUUUUGUAAUUAGAGAGGUGCUGUCUAUUCUUCCUUUUUUUUCUUUUUUUUUUUCUUCUCUUUAUUUCAUGGGAUUAUCUUCCGAAUGUAUUUGAAAAAAUGUAUGCUUUUUUCCUUUAGCUCAUAAGCUGAUUUAUCAAUUUCCUUUCUUCAGGAACCUCGAUUGAUCAAGGCAUUGCCUAUGUGCUGAUGUUUGUGGCUUUGGCGCUUACUUAUCUCAUCCACAGCUUCAGUUUUUUUUAAGUUACUCUCUGGAAUUCCCAGAUAAUUUAGACUAGUGCUGCACAUGGGGAUUUUUUCUUUUUUUUUUUUAAAUUGAAUGUGGGGGUGCAUUUGUUUUGAGAGAUUGAAUGGAAUGGAGAAGGGCUUUUGCUCAUCAUUCUUUUGUUUCUUUCUUCAUUUCUUGAAUUCCUUUGCUUUCUCAUUUCCUGCUUCUUUUUAAGCUGUUCUUUAAUUGUCUCUAUGUAAAUGGUAUGGCAAAUAUAUUUGUUUUGUGAUGCUUCUUUAAUCUUUCUGGUAGUCUCUUACUUUCUUCACUGUAAUCCUUGAUAACAUGCAAUGUGAAAUUG